AUGACUGACAGAACCCUUCAGCGAGCGCAAGAGCUCAUCGCCGUCGACCAAACCCAAGCCGCUCUCAACGUCCUCCAUGAACAUGUCACCUCCAAACGUUCCCGGAAUAGUCCCAUCUCCUCCUUGGAGCCUGUUAUGCUCCUUUUUGUCGAGUUGUGUGUCGAUCUGAGAAAGGGAAAAUCUGCGAAAGAUGGACUUUACCAAUACAAGAACAUUGCGCAAAACACAAACGUGGGAACGAUUGAGUUGGUUUUGAAAAAAUUCAUUGAGCUCGCCGAACAAAAGGUUCAGGAGGCUCAGGCCAAGGCCGAUCAGGUCCAGUCGUCGCUUGAGUCAGCGGCAACUGCCACGGACCUGAAUGUCGAAGACCUUGAAGCUACUGAAACCCCUGAGACUAUCCUGCUCGCUACUGUCUCUGGGGAACAAUCCAAAGAUCGAACGGACCGAGCGAUUGUUACGCCAUGGCUCAAGUUUCUCUGGGAGACGUAUCGCACGGUCCUGGAAAUUCUCAAGAACAAUGCUCGACUGGAGGUCAUGUACCAGGGCACCGCUCAUCAAGCAUUCGAUUUCUGUCUCAAGUACACACGAAAGACCGAGUUCCGUCGCCUUUGCGAACUCCUGCGAAACCAUGUGCAGAAUGCUGCCAAGUACUCCUCGCAGAUGCAUGCCAUCAAUCUGAAUGAACCCGACACCCUGCAGCGUCAUCUCGAGACACGUUUUCGGCAGUUGAACGUGGCAGAUGAACUUGAGUUGUGGCAGGAGGCUUUCCGUAGUGUCGAAGAUAUUCACAUGCUUCUUACACUGUCCAAGCGACCGGCAAAGAACGUCAUGAUGGCCAACUACUACGAGAAACUCACAAAGAUCUUCCUCGUCAGUGACAACUUUUUGUUCCACGCCGCCGCAUGGAACAAGUAUUACAACCUGCUACGACAGUCAGCAACUGCGGUUGCAUCUGGUCAGUCUCCUAAGCGUGACAACCCUGUUGUCACCGAAGACUCUUUGACCAAAGCUGCCUCUUUUGUAUUGCUCUCUGCGCUGGCAAUCCCCGUCAUCAGCACGUCUCGUUCGCGGGGCGCUUUGGUUGAUGUCGAUGAGGCGCGGAAGAACAAGAACAAUCGCCUGACCAACCUCCUCAGCAUGCCAUUUGCUCCAACAAGGGCUGGACUCUUCAAGGACGCACUCAGCAAAGGUUUGCUCAAGCGUGUUCGACCGGAAAUUCGAGACCUCUACAACAUCCUUGAGGUUGAUUUCCAUCCUCUCUCGAUCUGCAAGAAGAUUUCUCCCAUCCUGGCUCAGAUUGGCUCUGACCCCGAGAUGGAGAAGUAUGUCCUUCCCCUGCAGCAAGUCAUUCUCACCCGCCUCUUUCAACAACUCUCACAAGUCUACGAAUCAGUGGAGCUGAGCUUCGUGACCCGGCUCGCUCAAUUCCCUGCGCCAUUUGAGGUAACUCCUGCCAUGAUUGAGAAGUUUAUCAUGAAUGGUUGCAAGAAAGGCGAUCUAUCCAUCAGACUGGACCAUAUUUCUGGUAUCUUGGCCUUUGACUCGGACGUCUUCUCCUCGGCCAAGGCUCUACACCCGGGCAGCGCAGCGGGAUCGGCAGAGAGCGAAGUUGGCUCCGUCCAAAGACUCCAGAAUACUCCAGCGGAGAUUGCACGAUCCCAGUUGACAAGGCUGGCUAAGACUUUGCAUGUGACUUGUAUGUAUGUCGAUCCGUCUUAUAAUCAGGCCCGCCUAGCGGCGCGAGAAACCGCCCUCGCUCGUGCCGAGGCCGGAGCCGAACAAGAGCACCGGGAGACUCUGGAGAGACGUGUCAUCAUUGAGAAGAAAAAAGAAGCGGCUUCUGAAGCUUUCCAAAAGAGACAGAGAGAGGAAGAAACGCGUCGCCGUAUCCGUGCCCAACAGCAGGCAGAGGCCGAGUCUCAACGUCUACGCGAUGAGACUAGGGCUCGUGAGCUCAAGCGUGUUAAAGAUGAACAGGCACGCAUCCGACGUCAAGAAAUAGAGAAACAGCUGGCCGAACUUCAAAGUGGCAUGAAGAUCGAUCUCCACGACGUGAAUAUCGACGAACUUGAUUCCAAUCAAAUUCGUUACCUCAAGUUGUCACAGCUUGAAAAGGAUAAGAAAGAGAAAGAUGAGCGCAUCCGCAUUACGGCCAAGCGUCUCGACCACCUGGAGCGUGCAUUCCGCCGAGAGGAACUCAAGUACCAACAACAGGAUUACGAGAAGCAGCGAGAGGAAGACAUGAAGAUCUACGAGCAAAACAAGCAACUCAUGUUGAAGGAAGCACAGGAAAAGCACAAGGAAGGGCUCGCCCUGAAGCACCGUCUUAGCAGACUCGUGAAGGAGUAUGACGCUUUCAAGAGCCAGAUCACAGAGCGUCGUGCUGCCGAGUUUGAGAGGCUUCGCAAGAGAGCUGAGCGGGAGUUCGAGGAGGAGAAGCGCAAGCGCAUCAAGGCUUACCAUGAGGAAAAGGCCAGACAAGCUGCUGCCCAAGAAGCUGAAGAGCGCCGCAUUCGUGAAGAGGAAGAGCAUCGCCAGCGUGAGGAAGAGGAGAAGGCUAAAGUCGAGGAAGAAAAGAAACGUGUGGCUGCAGAGAGACGAGCGCAGGCCGAGGCCGCCAGGCUGGAACGUGAAGAGGCUGCGAGGAAACAGAUGCAGCGUGAGGAAGAGGCCGCAGCGAGGCGAGCUGCCCGAAAAGCCGAACAGACAACACCCGCCCCAGCACCGUUUUCUCGCGGUCCACAGAGAGAAGCUCCUCCCAUGGAGGCCCGUACUGAGUCUCAAGAUGGUGCACGAACUGCACCCCGUCUCAAUUUGGCUAGCAAAGCUGGUGGCGGCUGGCGCGAACGACAAGCCGCAAAGGAAGCCACCACAACUGUUGGCCAAGGACAGGCUGCUGUUGAGGCUGCGCCUUCAGCUGCAACUCCUGCUCAAGAGCCACCAGCCCGCCGCCCAGGCGGAUAUGUGCCACCACAUCUUCGUGAAAGCGGAUCUACUCGACCUGCGGCAGACCAUCCACCUGCUCGUGACUAUCACCCGCCUGCUCGCGACCACCUUCCACCAGCGCGCAAUGCGUCCGCUUCUCCCGCUAAUGGCGCACCAAGUGGACGUUAUGUGCCGAUGCACAUGAGAGAUAGUGGCCGCAGUUUGUCGAGAGAAGGCGCCGGUUCUCCAGCACAGGGCAGUGGUGACGAAGCAGCGCCGAGAAAGCCUGCAUCAGCAGCUCCAGGAAGGUACGUGCCUCCGAGCAUGCGCAAUCGCCAGCAGUGA
Molecule: messenger RNA, 3270 nt
Organism: Fonsecaea pedrosoi CBS 271.37
Lineage: Eukaryota; Fungi; Ascomycota; Eurotiomycetes; Chaetothyriales; Herpotrichiellaceae
Product: eukaryotic translation initiation factor 3 subunit A
Exons: 2
Coding region: 1-3270 (1089 amino acids)
Biological process (GO): translation reinitiation; formation of cytoplasmic translation initiation complex
Cellular component (GO): eukaryotic translation initiation factor 3 complex, eIF3m; multi-eIF complex; eukaryotic translation initiation factor 3 complex, eIF3e
Molecular function (GO): translation initiation factor activity; mRNA binding
Source: RefSeq, a predicted model, not a curated record